CUCCCUCCAGCCGCCGCUCCGCUUCGGGCGUGUCCUUCGGGUCUCCAUGGCGACAGGACGCGGCCGGCUCCUGCAGCAGCACUGGCGCGGCCUCCAGGCGCUGAGUUUGGCGCCUGGCGGCAUUGGCAGGGCCGCCGGGCACACCUGGUUCAGACGUGCCAGCCUGAAGCAGUGCGCCGGGCGGCGAGAGCUCCGGGACAAGUUCACGGCUAACCGCUCUGUGUCCCUGGACAGCCUGCCUUCCGAGGUCCUGCUGAAGAUCUUCUCCUGCUUGGACGCCGUGACCCUGCUGUGCGCGGGAUGCGUGAACAGGCGCUUUCAUCAUCUGGCCAAUGACAAUUUUCUUUGGAUCAGAAUCUAUUCUGCGGCCUUUUCACCUAAAAGGUCUAAUUGGAAAGCUAAGUCUGCCGGGAAGCCCGUUGGAUCAGGGACGGUGCCGUCGGUGAAGGAUAAAGAAGCUGGAUACUGGAAGAGAGAAUACAUUUCAAGGCAAAGAGCAUCUGUGCGGGCGGCGCUCGCCCAGGUCCUCAAGCCUGUGAGCCACUACACGGGGCUGCCGGUGAAGACCCAGGAGGCCCUCAGAAUAUCUGGUUUAGGUUGGGUAAUAAUAUUGAAAGAAAAAAAUGGAAAAGAAUACAUCAUGGAGCAUAUUGACCUUUCCAUAAACGAUUCAUCAGUGACGAUUACGUGGUAUGGCAAAAAUUGGCCACGGCUAGCCACGCUGUCAACCUUAGAUGUGUGUGGUGUGACCCCAGUUUUCAUGGACCGGGCCAACCCUCCCUCCAAAAGUGGACCUCGGUGGCAUUCCUUAAUUGCAAAGUACAACCUGAGUAACUUAACCAAAUCCACCAUGAUUGGCGGGGACGGACUCAUUCGGAUCUUCUGCAUGCACCCGGGCCUCUUGGUGGGGCUGUGGAAGAGGGAGGAAGAACUGGCUUUUGUUACGGCAAACCUUCACCUCCAUCAGCUUGUGGAGAAGAGCACGUUAGGCUCAGCCACCGUCCCCUACGAGCUACCUCCUCACACCCCGCUUCUGGACGACAGCCUGGAGCAUGGACUGCAUGGCUACCAGCUCCACGUUGAUCUGCACAGCGGUGGAGUUUUCUACCUGUGUGGGACAUUUCGCAAUCUCUUUACCAAUAAAGGGUACAUUGAAGACGGAUAUGUGAAGAUUGUUGUUAUAAGUUUUAAAAAUAAGGCAGAACAUCUACCUCUUAUUGGAAAAGUUGGCCUCUCUUGGAGAACUGAUAUUUUCGAUGGCUGUAUAAAGAGUUGUUUUAUAAUGGACCUAACUCUUUUGGAUGAAUAUGGGAAGCCGUUUUGGUGUUUCAGUUCUCCAGUUUGCAUGAGGUCUUCAGGGCCCUCGGACGCUCCCAACUUCUUGGAACAGACUUACUAUGUUGACUAUGUGGACGCGGAAGGAAAAGUGCACGUGGAGCUGGUGUGGAUCAAGGAGACGGAAGAGUACUUCAUCGCCAGCCUCGUCCUCUACCCGAGGAUAGCAAAAAUAAACCGCUGGUUCGGGACCGCCUACUGAGUGUUGGCAGCGGGCGGACCAGUGUUGCUAUUUGUUUGUUCUUGGUGUCGGGAGUUGAAUAAAGCAGGAGUCUGUUUGAUGCCUUUUUAUUUCA
Messenger RNA from Suricata suricatta (meerkat), 1631 nucleotides. It is a transcript of the gene FBXO15, whose product is annotated as F-box protein 15. The record is from RefSeq and is a predicted model, not a curated record. NCBI's taxonomy places the organism in Eukaryota, Metazoa, Chordata, Mammalia, Carnivora, Herpestidae. The transcript is spliced from 10 exons. Bases 47 to 1537 code for a protein of 496 amino acids. Gene Ontology annotation, molecular function: protein binding.